AUGGAACACGUGAAGCCUAUCACACCUUUAAGAUUGGACGGAAACAUUGCCGAAAAUUGGCGCAAGUGGAAGCAGCGCUGGGUGCUCUAUGCUAAAGCCAGUGGAGUAGAUUCCAAAGAUGAGGAAACACAAUACCCAGUCUUCUUACACAAAAUCGGGGAAGAGGCCCUCGAAGUGUAUGAUACCUUCACCUUCACAGACGCUGAGGUGGAUAAGAUAGAACCCCUUGUGGCAAAGUUCAAGGCGUACUGCUCACCGAAAAAGAACGUUACAUAUGAACGCUAUCUUUUCUUUUCGUGCAUGCAAAAAUAGCCGGACAAUAAUAUUAUUGACGCUUUCAUAACUGAUCUUCGCAUGAAAGUGAAGACCUGCGAGUUUGGAACUCUCCACGAUAGUCUUAUCAAAGACAGGAUUGUAUGUGCAAUAGACAACAACAGUGUAAGGGAGCAGCUACUACGCAACACUGAGCUUACACUUGAAGUUGCAAUUGACACCGUGCGAGCCACAGAAACGAGUAAAACUCAGAUAGAAACCCUGACUAAUUCAGCCUUAGAAGCAGCAGCUAUCAACGUUGGCCAAAAACAAAACCAGAAAACAAAACCUCCGCUAAGAAAACAGCCUCCAAAACCAACAGAGCAGAAACAGAGUAAAAAGCCAUGUGGUCGUUGUGGCUCUCACCACAAACCAAGAGAAUGCAAAGCAUUCGGUACUACAUGCCACAGAAAAAAUCAUUUUGCCCAAAUGUGCUUCACCAAAAGCCCAGAUUCUGACCACCAAAAGCUUCACGAGGUCGGGCAACAAUCAGACACCGACACACACAAAGAUCUCUUUCUUGGAGAGCUAGAGUCAUCGCAGAAAGACAAGGAUAAACUGUUCACAAAUUUAAACGAGAAUGAUAAAAAAAAAACGUUUCAAAGUAGACACAGGUGCACAAUGCAACGUUAUUCCGGAACAUGCUUUUAA
Molecule: messenger RNA, 963 nt
Organism: Porites evermanni
Lineage: Eukaryota; Metazoa; Cnidaria; Anthozoa; Scleractinia; Poritidae
Source: the annotation of a GenBank genome assembly